UUUCCCUAAUCGUAUACUUCCGCCUCUUUUAUUAUUUUUCCGCCUUAACUCAAAACAAUCCCUAAUUCUGAAGAGCUUCUUCAACAAUGGCGGAUUACCAGUCGCCGCGAGCAGAAACCAGCAGCACAACUUCAAUGAAGAGGAAGAAGAAGCGAAAGCUUCCUGACUCGGAGAUAAAGCAUGAGGAAAAGGCUUCCAAAUCAUCUCGUAACAUUCACUUUAAUGAUUCUGCAAACAAACCACUCCACACAAUGGAACUUCUAGAAGAUUCAUCUCCUCCUUGGAUUAAUUUGCAGCUACUUUUGUCACUUCAGAAUAAGAACAUAGAUGCUCAAAAGAAAGUGGAACUGGCAUAUGAUUAUGUGAAGUUGAGGCUUAAUCAAGUAGAAGAUGAGUCAACUCAGUCUUCUGAGGUUGUUAGCUUUGAAAGGGUAAUUAUUUUUCUCAACAAUUGGGUCCAGUCAACAUUAAUAUCUUCAGAGAAAAAGAUUAAGGUGGAUCAGUUAGGUGUAAGUGGGUCUUGUUUGGAUUAUAGAUGCUGGAAAGUUUUCAAGUUUUGUCUAGAAGAAGACACAAAACUACGCCUUUCGAUGAGUUUUUAUCGGGAUAUUUUAAAAGUUAUUAAUUGUAUUGUCAAGAACACGGAAGUAAAGGAUUUUAACGAUGAAGAGUUAGCGUUGUAUGAUACGGUUCUUGAUUGCGUUUCGUCGGUUUUCGUAUCACACGGGGGUGUUUUGAAUGAGAAUUUGGAUUUAUGGGUUUCGCUUGUUGGUACGGUUGUUGAGCUGGUUUUGAAAGUUAUUACCGAAAAGCGUGAAGAUACCAGGUCGAGCGUAAUCAUCUUGAAUUUGACAUGUUUAGUUCUUGAGCCGUUCGCCAAGUUCUUGAGGCUUCAUCCUAGUAAGAAAAGCGGUUUUCAUGAUUUUGUCGAUAGACUUUUAGAACCUUUGUUGUACUUGCUGCAUGUGACACACGAAUCUGUUAUUAACACUAAUCAUGUUUGGGUUCGUAAAUUGUUGAAGCUAAACGAAGAAGUUUUGUGUCAAGGGUUAUUUCACUCGUCACAUAUUGACGGUUUUCUGAGCUUACAGAGCUUAACAAAGUAUAAACUUUCUGACGAUGGAAAGCAGAAAGAUUCAAAAACGGUAAUUAAAAGUUAUCACCGACACUUGUUCGAUAAAUUAGGAAGAAUACUUGCGGAGAAGAAAGCUUUUGCAUUGUUCGGUGUAGGAGAGCUUUUUCGCUUGUACGUUCGUUGUAUCAAAAGGCAAGAGAGUGUAGAUGUCACCGAAGGUCGUUCAGAGCAAAGUCAACGUGUAUCGGCUUUAAGUUCGGAGAUUCGGAAGUCGCUAUUCGAUUUCUUUGUUCAAGUUACGGAACCCUUUUUAGGCGAUAUUGAUACGUACCUUAAAGACGGAAUGGAGUUAGGCUCUGUGUUAGAAGACGUUAACUGCACGCUAAAGUCCGUUAAUUCGGUUCUUAUCAGUUUAAUCGAAGAGGAAGUAUACGUAAGGGUGGAUGACACAUCUGAAGGGGCCUGUGGUAAUUUCUUGAAACUGAUUUGUGAUAAAAUAACGCUGCUCGCUUCUAAAUUAGGUCAAAUAGUGCCGUUGACUUUUGAUGUUAAUAACGGGAAACGUAAGGAGGUGGUGGAGAUGGCAGCCAAAGAACUUGUUUUAUGCGUAAACAAUUUACUGAAAAUUGAUUAUGACGUUCUUGGGAGUGAUCUGGAAAGUUUAUGGCUUUUGAUUUUUACGUAUGGGACCCUUGGACACGCUUUGACCGAUAUGCAGGAUACAUCGUCGGUUAUUUCGGAAAUCAUUCGUCUCGGAUGCCAUGUGGUUAACCUUUACAGUGACCUUCGUCAGGUGGGUACUUCUGUUUUUGCACUCUGUAAAGCAAUCAGGCGUUCGGUAUCAUCCGCAAGAGACAUCGAAGUUGAUCAUCCAGAAUCUUUUAGAUCAUCUUUAUAUCAUGAAUCAUGGACAAAUUCCGUGAGACUGAUAUUAUGCUCGCCAGAGUUACGGCUUUCUAUUCAUAAUGCUAUAAAAUCUAUACCCGAAGGGCAAGUAAGUUUGUGUAUUCAAGAAUUAACUACCGAUCUCUCUUCAUCCCUUGAAUGGAUGAAGGGUAAUCUAGGAAAUUCAUGUCAAGGUUUUAAAGCAGAGGUUCUUGGUAGUGGUUUAUCGGAAGUCUAUGCGUUAAUUUUGGAUUCGUUAAUGGUCACUUCUGGUAAUAGUAGUCUUGUUGGAGUUUCUUUAAACGAUUUAAUGACGGUUAUUCGACCUAUUCUGAGUGUUUUGAUUUCACAACAAGAGGACGGAGUUCACAAGUUUCUGUCGGAGGUUUCUGAAUGCAAAGCUGAAACGGCUUCCUCUCAUUGGAUUUUUGUUUUCUUUUUUCGUCUUUAUUUGUCUUCCCGAAGCUUAUACCGCCAGGCUGUCAGUCUCGCACCACCUACUACGUCUAAAAAGAUGUCGGAAGUGAUGCGAGAUACCUUCACAGCGUAUUCCGGAAACGAAUGGUUAGAAAAAACCGAAAAGGAUGACGGCUAUUUUUCUUGGAUUUCCGAAUCUCCGGUUUCGCUUCUUUUUGUUAUAGAAGCAAUUUCCGAUGUUUAUGAUAAAGAAAAUGUGGCGGAUAUGGAUAUUUCUCCUUUAACGUAUGUGAUGAAUGCUAUGGUUAUUCAAAGGCUUGUUGACUUAAACCGGCUGGUCAACUCGUACGAGUUUGUGAUCAUGAGAAGUGAAAACGAAGAUGGUAUUAACGAUAAACAAAAUAAACGGUUGCAAAAACGCCUUUCGAAGUUAACAGAAGAGGCAACGGGACUUGUAAACGUUAUGACGGGACACUUUUCUUUAUUGAAAAAGUGCGAACUUGAUUAUCCAAACGAUAUUGUGGUUGCUUCCAUAGAUAAGAAGUCAUUGCCUUGUGCAUUUUGGUGCAUUGUCUGCCAAAAUAUCGAUAUUUGGAGUAUGCAUGCGGCUAAGAAGAAAUUGAAGAUGUUUCUCUCGAUUCUUCUUCAAAGUUCGCUUCCAUAUGCAAGCAAUAGUUUCAAGAAAUUUGGAGAGUGUAACAAUGCUGUUAAAGCUUUGAACUUGAAGACGGUCACGGGUCGGGAGAUAUCGUUCGAGCUUCUCAGCAAUACAAUGUUAUAUGAGGAAAAAUUUGUUUGGAAGCAUAUGGCAUCAAGUUUUUGUAAGUUCCUGAAGGAGUUGGUGUCACCAUUAUUUUGUAACGGAGUCGAUAUUGAAUUGCAAGCACAUCCUAACUGGCCCGACGUGUUGAGUUCUCUCAAAAACCGGUCAGUUGUUUCAAGUAAUAUCAAGAAAGUUGGCAGUGAGCAAGAAGUUGAUCCAUCGGUUGAGAAGAUAUAUACAGUCUGCGAAGCUUCAUUCGAUUUUCUCUCUUGGAUGCCAAAACAAUGUAUAAGUUCCAAAUCAUUCUCUCUAUAUGCAACGUGUAUAUUAAACCUUGAAAGGUUUAUAGUUGGCGCUUUAUUAGGUGAUAAUGAUGAUCGUUCAUCGCAUGACCAUUAUAAGCUCUUACGGCUCUUUCUUUGCUGCCGAAGAACACUAAAAAACUUAAUGGUUACGUAUUGUGAAAAUAAUAUCGAAUCCAGUCAAAACUCACUUGGGGCCAUACACUUUGACGGCAAGUUUCCUGCUUUAUGGCUUUUAGAGUCGUUACACUCGGUGCAACAUGUGUUUUCAAAAGACGAAAACACCCAUGUGAACGAUCUGAUGUUUUCGCUCAUGGAUUACACAUCAUAUGUGUUUUUGACACUCACCAAGGGUAGUUUUGUCCAUGCAAGUCAUCAUCUUAUAUCCUCUAGGAAACCGUUCCAGCAGAAAACCGAACCCACAUUUGAUCAAGAAGAUAGUGUUGACGCAAGCAACUUUGUGAUACAUGUAGCCGAGGCGUUAAAAGAUCACGCACAAACCAUGCUUACUGAUAAAAGCGAAAAAACUUCUAGAAGCCGUCUUCUGAAGCUUUCUUCUAUUAUCGCUUGCUUUCAGGGAUUUUUGUGGGGCCUCUCAUCUUCUCUAUGCCACAUGGACGCACGUAAUAUUAAUUUAAAAGCCAUAUUUUUAAGAAGAGAGUUUAAGCCCAUUGACAAACUGAAACUCUGCAUCGAUACAUUCACAACUUUUGUACAGAAGUUUUUGUGUGAGUUGGUUCUGCAAGACGAUAAGCUACUUGAAGCUUCUAGAAGGUUCCAUAUAGAAGACGUGAAUAUGGGCUCGGUGCAUAUAAGCAACGUCCUUGUUAACAAACUUUUAGCCGGAGAAAACCUUGAAGAAGCGUAUUUCUUCCGACAGCUAUUUAUCGCAUAUUCCACCGUUCUCAAGUUGAAUUUACAAACGAAAACUUCAUUGUCAACAAAUUUGGUUAAUAUAUUUAUAGGAAUGGCAGAAUUUUUGUUAUUGGAGUACUCAAACAAGCCAGAAACACCGCCAGAGUUUACGUUCGUGUUCUUAGAUGGGAUUGGGAAGUUUCUAGAAGAACUGGCGAAUCAUCUUAGUUCAACGAAUCCUACUUUGUCCACAAACGUUUACGAAAAGUUGGUUAAUUUGCACUUGAAGGCUCUCGGGAAAUGUAUUUCGUUACAACAAAAACGAGCUACUUUGGAAUCUCAUGAGACUGAAAGUACAAAGACGGUGAAUGAUCCUGAAUUUGCGUAUUCUAGCUUAGAUGAUUUCAAAAGCAGGUUAAGGUUGUCGUUUAAGGUUUAUGUCAGCAAACCAUCGGAGUUGUACGUAUCUUCCGCAGUGCAGUCUAUUAAAAAAGCCCUGAUUGGGCUGCAGGAAGGCUGCAUGGCGAACUAUCAAAUACGUACCGGAAGUUCGGGUGGUGGGAACGUUACUUCAGUUGUUGCAGCUGGAAUUGAUUGUUUAGAUGUCGUUCUUGAAGCCAUUACUGGGCGAAAGGGCCUGAGCACGGUCAAAACAGAUAUCUUGGGUUCCGUGUGUUGCCUCUUCAACAUAAUAUAUCAUUUACAAAGCCCACAAAUCUUCUACAAACACCCCGUUUCUACUACGCAUAACCGUGUGGAUCCUGAUCCAGGAUCUGUUGUGCUUAUGUGUAUUGAAGUACUUACAAAAGUGUCGGGAAAACAUGCGCUUUAUCAAAUGGAUGCAUGCCAUGUGGCACAAGCGCUUAGUAUUCCAUCUACACUUUUCCAAAAUAUUUUCCAGCUCACAACCUCUAAAGAUACGAGUGACGACAAGCUUCUAGAUCGACAGUAUUCGAUUGAAUUAUAUGCGGCGUGUUGCAGGAUGCUGUACACUUUUCUCAGGCAUCACAAAAGGGAAAGUGUUCAGCACAUUGCACUACUUCAAGCUUCUGUUUCUGUUCUUCUUCAUUGUUUGGAAAUGGUAAACAAAGCGGAAACCGUACAAGAAAGCUAUUUGGUAUGGGGACUACAAGAGGGCGUAAAAUGUGGUGCGUUCCUCAGAAGAAUUUACGAAGAGAUACGACAACAGAAAGAUGUUAUUGGGCAGGAUCGUCGCCUGUUUUUAUCAAGUUACAUAGUGGUGUAUUCAGGAUAUGGUCCUCUGAAAGCUGGCAUCCGGAGGGAGAUAGAUGAAGCUUUGAGACCAGGUGUUUAUGCUCUAAUAGAUGCUUGCUCACCCGAUGAUCUACAAUACCUUCAUACUGUUUUAGGAGAGGGUCCUUGCAGAAACACUUUAGCAAAUCUUCAACAUGAUUACAAAAUAAAUUUCCAGUAUGAAGGAAAGGUGUAACCAAAUGGUAUCUUUUUACACCCGUGCUACGUUUAUUAAUCUCAAAAUUCAACCCGGUUUGUGGCUUAUUGUAUUUUGGCAAGACGACGUUUUCUCCCCCCACCAGUAGAACUCGUUAACCCGUGAAGACAUGGGAUGCUGAGUGUUCUGAUGCAAAUCUACAAGUUUUUCCUGGUUUCUACAGAACAUUUUGUAUCAGAAUUUUGAAUUUUGUAGGGAUAUUUAUGCACAUCUAAAUUCAUUUUUGAUUAGGUUUGUUUCGCUUAGGUCAAUGACCCGUGUUUAGUGUUUUGCCAAUAGAUUAUUUUGGUUUUUAAAUACUAGAAGAUUGUUACUUUUGACCCAAA
Molecule: messenger RNA, 6094 nt
Organism: Helianthus annuus (common sunflower)
Lineage: Eukaryota; Viridiplantae; Streptophyta; Magnoliopsida; Asterales; Asteraceae
Exons: 10
Coding region: 87-5747 (1886 amino acids)
Biological process (GO): ribosome biogenesis
Cellular component (GO): nucleolus
Source: RefSeq, a predicted model, not a curated record